GAUAUGUUUGGUCAUCGAAUUCUAGACUUUUCUCAAUAUUUAUGAAUUAGGAGGCCCUUUUAUGAGAGAGAGUUUGAAAUCUUUUCUUAAUUUACUCUUUUGCUACUUUACCAUUGAAUGGCAGAGAAAGGAGGCCAUUGAAGCAGUCCGCUUAUAUGGAUAUGAAUCAGCAGCCUAUACGAGCGAAGAGUUCGCAAGGCUUCCAAACAUAAGGUUCCUCGAUUUAUCAUGGGGAGGAUUAGAUGGAGACUUUGAGAAUCUGCUUUCAGAGUUGAGAUACAUGUCCUGGCAUUUUUGUCGUCGAGAGCUGUUGGCCAUCAAUUUCCACCCGAGCAAUCUUGUAGUUCUCGACCUGUCUUGGGGUUCCAUCACGGAGGACUGGGCUGGAUGGAGUCAAAUCAAGGUUGCCAAGAAGCUUAAAGUUCUGAAUCUCUCACAUUGCAGCCGCAUGACGAGGACGCCAGACUUGUCUGAUUAUUUGAGUUUAGAGAGAUUGAUCCUUAACGAUUGCACAAGCCUGGUUGAGGUUGAUGGUUCCUUCCAAAAGCUUAAGUGCCUGAUUUACUUCAAUGUGGGCUGGUGUACAAGUCUUAGGAAGUUGCCUGAAGGAAUCGAAAGACUAGAGAAGCUCGAGUACUUGUAUUUCGGCCAUUGCAAAAAGUUGAGGAAGCUGCAUGAAUCAUUUGCGAGAGUGGCCUCAUUGGUAGAGUUGGAUCUCUCAUAUACGGCUAUCACAAUAUUACCGGACUUCAUCGGUAACCAAAAGAGCUUGUCAGUACUUAAUCUAGGACAUACAGGAAUCGAUUGUCUUCCUUGGUCUAUCGUCAACCUGCGGGAACUUCAGUCUCUCGUUCUAGCGUAUACUAAAAUAAGGGAACUCCCCUACUCGAUUGGUAACUUGGAAUCGCUGCUCAAGUUGGACGUAUCGGGAACACAAUGUCUACAGUUGCCCAAAUCCAUUGGAGACCUAAGUAGAUUAAAAGUCCUCGACAUUUCGUAUUCUUGGAUAAGGGAGCUACCCCGGAGCACUGUCGAACUAAAAGAGUUGGAAGAGCUGCAUGCCCAGAAAUGCUGGGAUUUAGAGUGGGAAAUUCCCGAGGGCAUUUGGAAAUUGUCACUUUUGAGGGUUCUUAACUUGGAAUUUACCCCUAUUAUAAAUGUUCCGGAGACGAUCAAACUACUUCCUCGCUUAGAGAAAUUGGGAUUAUGCGGUUGCUUCGAACUCGAAGUAAUGCCCGAGCUUCCCACAAGUUUGAUAAGCCUAAGUUUGGGAUCGAGUUCGCUGCGGUGGGUCCCGGAUCUCUCAAACCUAACGAAAUUGGUGGAUUUGAACUAUGGUGGUCAAGAUGAGAACUGUCGGCCUUUGUUCUUCCAAGAUGGUCAAUGCCGACAAUCCCUCGGGGUCCUUUUACCGUCCGUGUCAACAUUGUCAUUGAAAUAUCAUGGAUCCAUAACCAGUUUAUUUUUGCAUUGCAACUUGAGAAAUUUGACACGUUUGAGCAUUUAUCAAUGUUGGUGGAAGGAAGUUCAACUCGAUGGGCUUGAACAGUUGGUUGAAUUCAAAGUUGAGGGAUUAGAAUUCCUCGAGGGAAUUGCGGGUCUUUCGAGUUUGAAGCGGUUGAAGCUGUUGAGGCUGUUCAAUUGCCUAAAUCUAACCACGAUCCAAGGUCUUGGUUCAGUGGAGUCGUUGGAAGAAUUGAGCUUCAUAAAUUGUCCUAAGAUUACAAGUUUGGAUGACCUAUCGGAUUUGAAAAAGCUGGAGUUCUUGAACUUUGAAGAAUGCGAAGAGCUUCAGGCAGUUAAGGGGCUCGAUGAGCUAGAGAAUCUGAAAGAUUUGAUCUUGAUCAGUUGCAGAUCAUUGAGAGGUUUCCCUGACGUUCUCAAGUGGAAAGUACCAGACGAGUGCUCCCUGACUAUUGAGGAGUGCCCAAAUUUAGGAGAUGAAUCGUUUGGCGACAGAGUCAGCGCGUACAAGCAACGGAAAGUCCAGGAACAAAGAGGGACAAAACGAAAGAGGAGUGCAAGACGAGGCGGUCCCGGCCCUUCUCGCCAGCUCGCGUGAUUCCUGGAUCUCCACAAUUUCUCAGCUUGCCCAGAAUUCUUCCUGUGUUAUGGUCAAUUGACUUUGGUUUUGCAGCUGUUUAUACUCCUCGAUCGGGUUUUGUUUUGCCCAUUUUCCCCAGUAAUGCAGCUGUGUUGACUCAUGUUGAUAAUGAGGAUACUGGCAAAUGUGGUAUAGGCUCAUGUUGAU
Messenger RNA from Rhodamnia argentea, 2251 nucleotides. Its product is annotated as disease resistance protein RUN1-like. Lineage: Eukaryota; Viridiplantae; Streptophyta; Magnoliopsida; Myrtales; Myrtaceae. The record is from RefSeq and is a predicted model, not a curated record. The transcript has 2 exons. Bases 62 to 2062 code for a protein of 666 amino acids.